Messenger RNA from Cyanidioschyzon merolae strain 10D, 1353 nucleotides. RefSeq lists its product as hypothetical. Lineage: Eukaryota; Rhodophyta; Bangiophyceae; Cyanidiales; Cyanidiaceae. The record is from RefSeq and is a predicted model, not a curated record. The transcript has a single exon. Bases 1 to 1353 code for a protein of 450 amino acids.
AUGCGCUUUUUCCUUUCUUUUUGUGUUUUUUCUCAGCGCACGGUGAAGUAUCCAUCAAACCCCUACCUCCAAUUUACAUUACCUAUACUUCUUCUCGGAUAUACUGGUCGUUUCGUACGUCCAAUCGUGUGCCUAGUGCCUGCCGAAAGCGACAGCAAUAGCGCCUACAGCGCCGGUGCGGUCGCUGCACGGAGACAGAACGGCGUUGCUGUACCACAGAGCGCGUCGGCUCGAGGAUUGAUCCGUGGGGCGCGCGGGAGCGCGUCUUCCGUUGACGCCACUCUACUUGGGAGCCGCGCUCGGCAGGUGCACCCCUGGAGAGCGAGCUCAGCCAUGGGUAGCGAACUUGAGACUGGACACGCGGACCGGAGCACAAGUCGCUCUGAUGAUGGGCCAACGCCGACCCAAGGUUCUUUUGAACCUGGGGAAGAACCUUCGGAGCUACACCGUUCGCGCACGGAGGCCACGACGCCUCCGAAUCGCUCGCGCCUCCGCCAGAUUCUCUGCGAAGAGCCUUCCACCGAACUGGUUCACUCGUGGAUUGGUCCAUCUGAUGAAGUGGAACAGAAAGGAACGCCGCGGAGCGUCCCAAAAACUGAAACGAAGCUUUUGACACGAACAGCUUACUCGGAACUGCGGAGAAACCUAAAAUCGGAACGGCUCAAUCGUAGGCUUUUCAUGAAAGAACUUGACGAGGCCGUUACUGAUUUUGAGCGGACCGAAAUUAUUCUGCGUUCACAAGAGCGCGAGCUUCACCAGGGUCUAGCUCUCCUGAACCAUCAGGCAAGUGGGUCAGCCGAGGCGAGUGCCGCCCCGAGUCCGAACAGACCGAGCCCUGAAAUUGUACAGGGCAGUUCGGUACUUCGGCGACGGAGACUGACGCCUGCGCGGGAACGCAGUUCAGGUUUAGACCCUGGCCUGGCAGCUCUGAGGCUCGAUGCCGCUGAUGUUGAAAUUGAAAAGCUCGGGGCCGAAACGAAAGCAAUUUUCCUACAAACGCAGCAGGUCUCGGCGUCACUUGCACAGAUGGCCCAAGUGUUGGGGACGCUGCUCAAUUCAAUGAACGAUUUGAAUCGAAGAGAACCGCUCGACGAAACUCGUUCUAGUCAGGGACACGCUCCGGCUGACGUGCACGAAACCAGCACGGAGCGUCGCACGGAAUCGGGUGCGCAGACCUAUCCGGCUUCGUUCUGGAAGGAACCAGCAUGCAGUCAGCAGCACGUUUGCCAAUCGAAGAGAACGAGCAUGAGCGCGCUGCUUAAGGUCGGUGGUGCUCUCACUGUGCUAUCUGUUCCUGUCUAUCUGUUGGUGCUCUGGUUGCUCUUUGAAGAAAUGACGUACUGGCUCGUGUAG